GGUGUCAGUAGUUUCCAGUUGUCAGUCCAUGACUGGCUUUGGAGGUGUGUGUGUCGGUUGUUCUAGUUCUGUGUGAUGUAAUCAUUCCGAUGUCCACUUCUUUCUUUAUAUUAAGCUUUUAAAACACCAAUACAAAAUCAAAAGUGGGCAUAUGCACGUGGCCACGAUAAAAUGUUACUAUUUUUUCAUAAUUUUUGAAUAAACGAUUACAGUGUCUUGUGUGAAGUACCUUUUCUUACAAAUGAAAUAAAAGUGGAGUACAAGGAUAUAUGUGUAAAGUGACUAGUAUAUUUUUUGGAGCCACGUACACGACACCAGAGAACAGCUGAAGGUGACAAUGAUGCCUCAACAACAGGAUGCAAUAGUGCUAGCAAAUCCUCAGAACUGCGUGGCGCGCGCCCUUUAUGAUAACAUCGCCGAGUCACCGGAUGAGUUGGCCUUCCGGAAGGGAGACACGCUCACAGUGCUGGAGCAGAACACGGGUGGCAUCGAGGGUUGGUGGCUCUGCUCAUUGCGAGGGAGGCAGGGCAUCUGCCCCGGGAACAGACUGCGCCUCCUGGCGGGUGUAUACGACACGGGGCAGCAGCUUCUGUCCGAAAACCCUGAGCUGCUGGAGCUGAACACGUUGCAGCGUCAGGGGAAGAGACGCAGUUGGCAUGCGCAGCCCAACAAGGUUCUAACACCCCAGAAAUUUGGUGAUGUGUACCUGUAUGAUUUACCACCAAAUAGAAACAUUUCAAAUCAAGGCAGAUAUGACAUACCACCUACAGCACAUAUUUCAGUAAUAGAUGGAAAUCAAGGUCGAUACUCAGUCCCUCCAUCACGUUCAUCUGGGUCUGGUGACACCCCAUUAGAUACUAGUGGAGGAAGUGAAUCAUAUGACAUUCCUCCUCGAGCCACUCCAGUACCUGCCAACUAUGACACACCAAAAUCAUGUUGGCGCACUUCCCCUGCGCCCCCUGGUCGUAGGGACUCGACAGACAGCUAUGAUGUGCCACGACCACUGGGCACUGCACCAGCUGGAGGGAAUGUGUUGCUGCUACAACAGCAACAGCAGCUGACACCCAGCAGCUCUGCCAGCUCACUCACUGCAGACUCAAUGUCCAGUUCAAAUAGAUCCAGCCUUGCUCUUGCACCAGAAUAUGAUGUGCCUCGGCCUACAAGGGGUGGACCCCAACUACAGCUUCAUCAGAUACAGCAGCAGCUCUAUGAUGUGCCAGCAUCAAACCCCACACCACGUGAACUUCCACUGGAGCUUAACUCGGCCCUUGAUUCCUUGGCUCGGCUGCAAAGUGAAGCCACUGCUGCCAUCUCCAAGCUGCUAGCAUAUGCGGGACCUCAGUGGCGCUGUAAGGAACGACUUGAACCAAAAUUAAUGGAUAUCAAGUUAGCUGUGGUAAGACUUCGAACAUCUCUGCAUGACCUUGCUGAAUUUGGAGAAGGGGCAUUAGGAAAUGCAGGAAGAGCACCAGAUAAAGGACUAGCAGUGAAGUUACGACCCUUAGUAAAGGCACUUAGAGAUGCAGACAGGCUUGUUCAAGAGGCAGCUGUGACACUAGAUGGCUUGGAGUGGUCAAUUGAUGCUCUGUCUCGUCCAGAAGAAGACCAUGCAGAGGGAAGACAAAUGGCAUCUCAACCACCUGAUGCUCUUGAUCAACUUGUUGCAUGUGCAAGGGCACUGACAGAAGAUGUGCGCCAAACAGCAUCUUUCAUUCAAGGCAACUCUACACUACUCUUCAAGCGGGCUUCUACACCUCCUGGAAACAACAAUGAAUGGCUUGAGGACUAUGACUAUGUCAAUUUAGAAUCUAGAGAAAGUGUGGCCCAGCAACAUGCAGAGAUCCGUGAUGCUCUUCCUGCAGAACUUCGGAAAUCUUAUGAUGUACUUGUGAAAGAGGCAGAGUCAGCUGCUGUCAUAAGUGAACCAAAAGCAGCAUCAGGUGAUGGUGAACUUGACCCAAAUGAUCGGCAGGUACUGACUUUCUAUGCAGCACAAACGGUAACUUACACCACACAUUUAACUCAUGCAAUUGAUGCAUUCCUUCAGACUGUUGAGCACAAUCAGCCUCCUAAAGUAUUCCUUGCACAUGGUAAGUUUGUAGUUCUGAGUGCACACAGACUAGUCCACAUUGGUGACACUGUGCAUCGUAAUGUGGUGCGAUCUGAAGUAAGGGCAAGAGUACUGCAGUGUGCAAAUGCCUUGUCAGAAGCUCUGGCAGCCACGGUACACAAGACCAAGAAAGCAGCACUUCAGUUUCCAAGUGUCACUGCAGUGCAGGAGAUGGUGGACUCUGUUGUGGACAUUUCCCAUCUUGCGAGGGACCUAAAGCUCAGUAUGAUUCAAGCUGCACAGCAGCCCACUGUCAUGCAAUAGGAAACAGCAGAGCAUGUGUGUCUACUUAACAUCGAUUUUAAUGCCUAACUCAUAUAGAAAAUCAGUACAUUCCACAUCAAACUGCUGCCACAUCUAGUGAAAUAAAAAGCCAACACAUUGCCAUAAAAAGUGGGUGAUGAAUUUUACGUGACAUCGCCAGUCUUUUAUAUAGUUGAAAGUGCUUGCUUUCCAACUCAGUAAUCGGAUAGAUGAUUUAAUAUACAGACCUACACAAAGGCACGUAGUACAACAAAUAGUUAAUUUUCUUGCGCUUGUCAUUAUCAAAACAUACAGCUACUGAAAACAAUCUUGCAGAUUGCUUUCCAUCUUAGUUUUGUUUAGAUAUUUUACAAUAACCCUGCUGAUAUGUAAACAAAAAAGUCUUCAUAUAUCAGCUUACAAUUAAUAUCACCUGAAAUGUAUUUCAUGAAAUAGAUGGCAGGUUACUUACACCUUUUUAACCAAAAGAAAUUAAGACAGAAUUGCUCCUUUCAUCAAUAACAUAUUUUAUGACCUAUAAAAAAGUUGGGAAAAACAGUUAAAAGAAUGAGCUCUGACACGAUCCCAAAAAGGUGACAAGUUCCAGUUUUUUUAACACUUAUAAACAGACCAGCUACACCUAACACUGGGAAGGAUGUCAACAGGUGAUUAUAAAAUCUCUGCCUAGUGAAAUGAUUGUGCUUUCUUUAUCUUUAAAGGGAUUCUCAAACCUCCCCACACCAUUAACCUUUUGAUUCAUAUAUUUCGUGCCAUCUUCUGGUCCCUGAGGAGUGAGGUUUUCCACAUUACCACAAUUUAAGUAAAUACAAAUUUUGUCCACCAUUCAUCAAAAUUAUUGUCAUCACAUGAUUUAAAAUUCAGAUGAAUUUAACCGAAUUUGUGUAUUAUGUUCAUGCCUCCAUAGCUGAUGUUCUUUUAUUUGGUUCAUAAUCUGAAAAUACAGCCUUAAAUUAAUAAUUCCAACCAAAAGUAAGAGCAUUAUGAUGGAUGUCCAAGAAUAAAAUAAAUGUAAAUAUAUGUGUACCCUGGCUAAAGUAGUUAGGACAUACAUGUACUUUCAUACUUUUCUGAGCUCACUUUCAACUUGCAUGUAAAUGUAUGUUAAACCAGAUAUAAGUUUCCAUUUCUGUCCUGUGACACGUGAUAUCUGCAAGGCUGUUCUCCAGUGACACUUGUAAACACAAACAUAGGAGCCCUUAAAUAGAAGCGUAGCAAAAGGUAACGAGUUUAACAAACAUUAUUUUCACCUUAUAUAAAGCAGCAAUAUAAAAUUACAUCAGAAGAGAGUUUCUUCAUGAGUGAACAAUGUUAUGGGUUGUGAUCUAUUAUAUGUAGCUCAAAUAUAAUUUAUGCACAUAAUGCAUAACUUAAAAUAUAAGUUCCUUAUAGAUGUGAGUGUACAGUUUCUGGCAUGUCUGAGUAUAAAUGUUUCUGUGGUAUGUAUCUCCCGAACAAGGGGUUUAACUGUAUGUUGGUAAAAGUGUGGAUCAAUGGGAAUAAAGAAGUGUAAAUUUUUA
Molecule: messenger RNA, 3891 nt
Organism: Zootermopsis nevadensis
Lineage: Eukaryota; Metazoa; Arthropoda; Insecta; Blattodea; Termopsidae
Gene: p130CAS
Product: Serine_rich_CAS and FAT-like_CAS_C domain-containing protein p130CAS
Biological process (GO): cell migration; cell surface receptor protein tyrosine kinase signaling pathway
Cellular component (GO): cytoplasm; plasma membrane
Molecular function (GO): protein binding
Source: RefSeq, a predicted model, not a curated record